Brassica napus (rape) is the source of this 615-nucleotide messenger RNA. RefSeq lists its product as uncharacterized. The record is from RefSeq and is a predicted model, not a curated record. Bases 1 to 615 code for a protein of 204 amino acids. The transcript has a single exon. Lineage: Eukaryota; Viridiplantae; Streptophyta; Magnoliopsida; Brassicales; Brassicaceae.
AUGCACCAAGAAACUCUGCAUUACUAUAAUCUGUGGAAACUUGCUGUCCAAGAAAGAGACGAAGCAAAGGAACAACUGAUGCAGUCACUCGCCGAAGCCUCUCAGUUACGGCAACUCUUCGACACCUUACUGUUGUACGAAGAACAAAUACGCUGUCAUCAGCCAGAAACCAAAGAUGAAACUACUCAAAACUGUAAUCACAAUCACUUCCCCGUAGAUUCUCCGUCGCGGCUCUCCUCUCCAUCGCCGUUGGAUUUUGGCUCGAGUGUCUAUUCGUCGCCGUUGGAUCCCACCUUCCCGUCGAGUCAGAUGCAUGUUGUCGCUGAGAAGACGAGGGAUUACGAGACAGUUGUGCUGGAGAUGAUCGGUGGAGUGUUGCCGGAGAACGGUAAGUUUUUUAAGGCGGUUAGUGAAGCGGGAUCGCUGGUCGAGUCGAUGUUCGUAACCGGUCCGGUUCCGAAAUGGAAAAAUCCUCCGGUUCUGUUGUCGAGUCAAAUAACGGUUUUAAGUAAUAGCAACGCUGGGAAUUGGAAUUACGGUGGUUUGGAGUUUGGUUCGGGGAUCCCAAACCGGUCUUCUUCAGGCAAAAUGUCACAGUUCGGUUUGAUGUCUUAA